Messenger RNA from Paramormyrops kingsleyae, 5535 nucleotides. The record is from RefSeq and is a predicted model, not a curated record. Lineage: Eukaryota; Metazoa; Chordata; Actinopteri; Osteoglossiformes; Mormyridae.
UUCAAUCAAGUACUGGGUUAGAAGGGGGAGAUACACUGGACUGAGAAAUCUUUAACAUUCAUACGAUGAUAAAGAUAAAUAAUGCAAGUGACUUUAAGAUUUACUAACCUUUCUGGAUCAUUUUAAUGUGUGUAACAUACAUAGCAAAUAUACUGAGAAAAGAAUACAGUAAUAAUGGUAAGUUUUCUACUAGAUGUACUUAAACGAACGAUAUUCAUUUGUUACUCACUUAGGCUUCAUUUUUGGUCGUCUUUCCCACGGACAAUUUCUGAAUUCUGCCUGGGAACUUGAUUAAGCGAGCGAAACAGUCACUUGGUGAAUUGUUUCCAACAAUUUUCUAUAUGAUUUUUUUCUCUUUUUUUUCGGUGGGGGGGGGGGUGACCUUCACUGAUUUUUAUCAAAUGAAGACAACUUCUUACUAAAAAUUGUAAAACAUAUUUAGUAGUGAUGGCCAAAUGAAGCUUCACUAGUCAUUAAACCAUUUGCGACAUUUUUGAUCUCAUUAGAUUUGAUCCCACUGGUUUAAAGAAUAAAGCACAAACUAUUGCUUUGAGCCUUUUUUGAACAUUGAACACCAUCUAGUGGGAUAAAAAAUAUACUACAAAUGGUUUGUGGCACUUCAUUUGGCCACUACAUUUUAGGUAACAAUGCCCAAUGGUGAAACCGCUCUGCUGACUACAGGAUUUAAACUGGUGAUCUUCUGAUCACAUGCACAUGAUCCUAACUUGCUGGGGGGGGUCACUGAAGGGAGCAAAAACAUGUACUGUCUAGGGGGCCCAAGGACUGGAUUGACAAAUAUUACUCUAAGUCACCUACAUGUAUCCUGUGACUGUAAAUCUUAUGCAUGUUGCUUUGUACAAACUUUGCACCUUUCUUCCACUGGAUGGUAUAUUAGGUUAGCCUGAAAAACCAGAAAAAAGGUCUGGUAGGAUCCUGCCUGCCCUCUGUCUCUGUGUAGUUUGCGUGUUCUGCUUGUGUCACAUUGGAUUUGUUGUGGUACUUUGGUUUCCCCUGCAUACCACUGAUAUGUUGUUUGGUUAAUUUGCAUAUCAAUAUUUCUAUAUUGACUGUGUAUCUGUGAGUGUGUAUGCUCUGUGAUAGACUGGCAGGUUGUACUCUGCUUUAUGACCUGACAUGGCAGGGAUAAGAAUAAAUGGCUGACCGAGACUGGAUUGCUCUUGUGUUACAUGGAAUAUGGUAGCCCUGAUUUCUGUAAACUAUACAAGACUGACUCUGACAGAUUUUUUGGGUAAUAUGGUAUUCUAAACUUCUGCUGGCCUUCACUCAUAGCACAAUCAUGUGACAGACUGAGUAAUAAGGCCUUCAUCAGAUGGAACACAAUAUACCACACUUCUGCCAGCUGUGCUGCAGAUGACUUUGUUUGACAGAGUCAAACUGCCCUGCCCCUGUGUUAGGUUGAAUGUGGUACUUCACAUAUCUCCUGGCUCUGCUGGGGAGUGUGCGGUUACAUCAGGAUACAGAGGAGAGGAGACAACGGAAGAUGUAUAGCCUGCUGCAGAUAUACGGUCCUUCCUAGCAAAUCCCUACCCCUCAUUCACAUCUUGAGCUACCGAAUCUUGUUUUUAUUGAUAUCAUCAACUUGCAAGCCUGACCAGGCUGAAGAAAAAGAGGCUGAGCUGGCGAUGGAGGAUAGAGAUGCUCUGCUGGAUAUGGAUUUUAUGGGUGAGCAGCCGAGCACCGACUGCUACGGGAGCCUGCAGAACGGCGGCUUUAUUCCCCACCGCUAUCUAGCUGCUACUCACGAAGAUGAAUAUGAGGAGCCUCUUUACAUCCAGUGUGACAAGAAUGAUAGUUUACCCCCCCAUCCCCAUGGAAACUACUUCAGAGAUGGGAGAACAAAAAUAGACUUUGUGCUAGUGUGGGAAGUGCGGUCCCAGAGAAAGAGACGGUCCCGGGCCAAGGGGUGCGGCAAGAGUGUGGGCGAUACUGAAGCUGGAGCUGAGGAGGGGGGCAGGUCAGAGCGACACAAGGCCCAGCUGGACCAAUGGAGGGACAAAUUCAUCCGUAAUUUGCAGAAUGCCAGACUUUUUCUGGAAAAGGAGGAGACUGUGAUUGAGAAGAAAACCAUCCACUAUCUGAAGCUGAGUGCCCCCCGGGAUGUAUUAGUGUACUAUGCUGAAGAGCUUUGCCUUAGAGCACCCCUUCAGGCCCAGCCAAAUCCAGACCACAACACAUCAGAUCAGAUGAUUAAAAAAUUAUGUCUUCCAAACAUCAUGGCGGAGUACGUUCCUAACAAGCCAGUGAACUACUACACCUGUGCGUUUCGCAAAUCCAAGAUGGACAAGUUCCUGGGUUCUGAGAAUCACGGCACCUACUUUACUAACACACAGCGGCAGCGUAUUGUGUAUGAGAUUCUAUCGCGCACAGCCUAUGGCAAGCGAAAGUGGGCGGAAGUGGGCGUGGCACGGCUGCUGAAUGAGGGGGCUCUCACUGCAGCAUUCCCACUUCAUGAGGGUCCAUUUGACAGACCAGAACAUGAGUUUCUGCCUGAAGAGUUGAACCAGCGGCAAGUUUUGUUCCACUACUGGGCCCACUGGUCCAAAUGGUACAAAUACCAGCCACUGGACCACAUUCGAGAAUACUUUGGAGAAAAAAUUGCCAUUUACUUUGCAUGGCUGGGUUUCUACACAGCCUGGCUUCUUCCAGCAGCAGUAGUUGGGACGCUUGUGUUCCUGUCAGGAAUCAUAUCGAUGGGGACCAAUACCCCAGCGGAGGAGAUCUGCAGCAGCGGGGGGCAUUAUCUCAUGUGUGCCCUCUGUGACACCUGCCACACCUGGAACUUGUCAGACACUUGUCUCAUGGCAAAGAUGGGCUACCUUUUUGACCACCCAGGCACAGUCUUCUUCAGUGUUUUCAUGUCCUUCUGGGCUGUCACCUUCCUGGAAUACUGGAAGCGCAAGAAUGCUACCCUAGCAUACCACUGGGACUGCAGGGAUUUCCACGAGGAAGAGGAGCGUCCUAGGGCAGAGUUUGCAGCUAUGGCACCUGCAAUGGAGAACAACCCCGUGACUGGUGUAAAGGAGCCCUACUUCCCAAAGAGAGCACGACUCUCCCGCAUGUUGACGGGCUCCAUGGUCAUCGUGGUGAUGCUGUCUGUAGUUAUGAUUUUCCUGGUGACUGUCAUCAUGUACCGCAUCAUAGUCAGUGGAAUGAUAAACCAUAAAGAAACUGCUGUUCUGCGAACUCAGGCGGGUAACAUUGCCAACAUCUCCAGCAGCAUGGUGAACCUGGCACUGAUCCUGCUGAUGGGGCAGGUUUACACUGCCAUGGCCGAGCAGCUAACUAAGUGGGAAAUGCACAGAACCCAGACGGACUAUGAGGAUGCAUUCACCUUCAAAGUAUUCAUCUUCCAAUUUGUGAAUUUCUACUCUUCCCCAUUCUAUGUGGCAUUCUUUAAGGGAAGAUUCGUGGGAUAUCCUGGUCACUAUGGAACCUUGUUUGGGAUGAGAAAUGAGGAUUGUGGACCUGGUGGUUGCCUGAUUGAACUGGCCCAGCAGCUCUUUAUCAUAAUGGUGGGGAAACAAGUCAUCAGCAAUAUCCAGGAAUUCCUCAUCCCGAAGAUAAAGGCAUGGCGACAACGGCAACAGCUAUCUGGGACCAGGGGCACACAGGUACCCCGGGAACGCCAUCGCUGGGAGAAGGACUACACACUCAUAGAGUGCGAGGGUCUCUUUGAUGAAUACCUGGAGAUGGUCCUCCAGUUUGGCUUCAUCACCAUCUUUGUGGCAGCCUUCCCACUGGCUCCGCUAUUCGCUUUGCUUAACAACUGGGUAGAGAUCCGUCUGGAUGCCCACAAGUUUGUAUGCGAGUACCGGCGUCCUGUGGCUGAGCGUGCCCAGAAUAUAGGAGUCUGGUUUAAUAUACUGGAAGCCCUUUCCCACCUGGCUGUCAUUAUCAAUGCUUUCUUGAUUGCCUUCACCUCUGACUUCCUCCCCCGGCUUCUGUACAAAUACAAGUUUGACAACAAUCUGAUGGGUUAUGUCAACUUCACCCUCGCCUAUUCACCUCUAAACAAUAGUUCCUCUAAUCACAUCUCUUCAGACAACCUCUUCAAUGCCACCAUAUGCAGAUAUAAAGCCUUUCGAGACAACAAUGGCAGUUACACAUUCUUCUACUGGGAACUUCUUGCCAUUAGACUUGGUUUUAUUAUUGCUUUUGAGCACGUGGUAUUCUUCAUCUUGCGUGCCAUUGAUUGGAUGGUCCCAGAUGUGCCAGAAUCGCUGGAACUGCAAGUGAAGCGGGAGCGUUACCUGGCCAAGCAGGCGCUGGCAGACAAUCAAGAGGCCCUGCUGGUCGACAUUUUGGGCCUUAACUGUGGGACGGAUGUACAUGACUGUACAUGGCAGGUUCUGAAGAAAAUACUUUCCAACAACCUAGCAAGACAGCUCAACUGGGGGGGGGUGUCAAUGGAAAAAAAUCGUUGGGCUUCCUUCAGCUGACAGAGAUUGUGAUUGGUAAGUAUCUUUGUGUGGGUAUACAGGAUUUCUGUCUCAGAUGAUAUGUUUAGAUGAUGCUUAUGACUUCAUAAUGACCUUAAAGUAUUUAUUAAUUUCUACCGGAGUUGCAGUUUGGAGCAUCCCACUGACAGGAAGUGCUGCUGAAACAAAAAUGAAGGCAACAAUGAAGCAGUAGUUGUUAAAAGGAAGCAGUAACAUUUAGUGUGUGUUUGGCAGGGGGGGGGCAGAGAGAGAGCACUAACAUUUAGAGCAAGCAUGGCAACAAACUUCUUUUUUAACACUAGAAGAUGUUUUUAGUCGUCAGAAAAGGGGCAUGUUGUUCAAAAUCGUUUAUCUGGCUGUUGAAUGUGACCUUAUAGCUAAAUUUCAUGGGGAAUGGAAAGGAAGGUUUAUGAGGAGAUUCAUCUCAGCAUCUAGAAUACAGCUCUAUUAAUUUGUGGUAUGAAAAGGUUUUGUUUUCUGUUGGUUUAUUUCCAGUCUUUGGGAUUUAGUGCAAUCAGUCUUGUUUCUGAAAUGCAAAACAGCUUUUUGUACAGUUUUUUUCUGUUUAGUUUCAAAUUUAUUCUGGUGUUUGUGGUCACAUAACACAUCUCCCCGCUUGCCUUGCUGCCACAAUGCAUGUAAAUAGUUCACGUCCAUGUUUAAUUUAUUUGUUAAUGUGAUUGUUUUGAAAUUGUUUUGAAAUGUUUUGUCACACCUGCUCACCACAGUAUUGUGCCCCAUCUCUCCCCCCACGCCCCCAUGCAAUUUCUGUUACCUCCUCAUCACAUUAGUAGCUGGAGCCUGCCUGGCUGGGAGUAUCAUCACCAAGUGUCACAGCUCUGCACCACACGGUAUAGCCCUCCCUGCACGUCGGCUGUGCAUUUCCUAUUCUACAGGCCACCACAUAGGAAGUGGUGAAAGGACAAAGUCAUGAAAAUAAGAUCCUAGCCAGCCCAAGAACCACCUCUUCACAGGGAGGUGCCACCAUAGCCUGAAGGCCAAGACUGAGAAACUAAAAAACAGAGCUUCUAUCCUCCGGGUCUCUUCUUAUACUAUUCAGUAACACUUUACAUUG